CCUCGGCUGACGUCCGCCGAGAUCCCAGAUCCCGGCACGCUGAGGUUCCCCGCGGCUACAGCCUCCGACAGGGACCGAGUGGAGGAGCCACCGUAAGCUCCCCGUUAGGACACCAGAGCUCCGGGAGGUGCUUGGAAAGACGGACGGAGUCACUAAGACAGGCAUCUCCUGGGUUUGGCUCGGCGUGGUGCACCCCGCUGUCAUUCCAGCGCUCGGGAGGCUGAGUUCAAGUCCAGCCUGAGCUACUAGCCAACUAGCUUGAUUUUUUUUUUUUUUUAAAUAAAUGAACUUCUCGAAUUUAGACUUCGGUUGAAGUAGUUCAAUGCCUGAAAAGCCACUCUACAGAUCCUGCCAAAGAGAUCCGGACGGUGUGCAACAGCCACUGCUCUAGCGGGGUCUUGCAUUUUCCUCAUUAGACCAAAAUCCCAGAUGGAGAGGAACCCCUUUGGCGGUACAGGUCCUAUCCACGUGCCGCUGGGGUAUAUUGUGGCUAAUGAAAAAUGGCGCGGGUCCCAGCUGGCUCAGGAGAUGCAAGGAAAAGUUAGAGUCAUUUUCCAGGAGGGCCUGGCAUCAGCAGAUUUUUACCUGUCCAGUAAAUCUUGCAUUCUCUAUGUCACCGAAGCGGAGUUGGUGGCUGGACAUGGCUACAGAAAGAGACUUGUUCGUCUUAGAAAUUCUGGACAUCUUCAAGGGAUUAUUAUAGUUGAAAAAACACAGACAAGUGACCAGUACUUCCCAGCAGCCCAGAAGUUUGCUGUGCUAGACCUCGGGAUGGUGUUGCUUCCAGUAGCCAACCAGUCAGAAGCAGCCUGCCUCAUCAUCCAGCUGGUUCAAGAGCAAACCAGAGAACCCAGCAAGAACCCUUUCCUGAGGAAAAAGCGCUCCGCGCUCUCUGAGCUGUCCCUCCUUCAGACUGUGCAGCAGAUCCCAGGGGUUGGAAAGGUUAAGGCCCCACUUCUGCUCCAGAAGUUUCCAAGCAUCCAGCAACUGAGUAACGCCUCCAUCCAAGAGCUGGAGGAGGUGGUCGGGCCCACGGUAGCACAGCAAAUCCACACCUUCUUCACCCGGAGACAGCAGCCCCGCAGCUAACUUUUCUUCCUCCAGACCACAAACUUCAGGGUCUGGCUUUCAUAUUUUAAAAGGAAGGAAAAGUUCCCCUCUCCGUGGCAAUGAGCUAAAGACAGGGAGAGGGCUGAUGCAGUCACCCUGCCUCAUUGUCCAUCCGGGCAGUGACCUUGUGGGCCUCGGGGGCUGCGGGUGGCACUGCCACUUUCUGUGAGGAUGGAAAGGAUCCCGUGGGGGAUCAUCCCAAGAGCGCCAGAGACUCAGCCUCAGUGGCAGCGUGACGUUCCAGGUGGCGGCUGUGAGGACCUGGCGCUGUAUAGGGAGUGGCCCUGUCUCCGUGUCAGAGCCGCAGUCCAGGUCACUGCACAGCCCGUCCUCCAGAGCUGCUGCCACGUAAACACACCUUUCUUUCCCCAAUCUCCCCUCCUUCCCAACACAAUAAAAAUAUAUUUAUUUUGUGCCUUA
This is a messenger RNA of Meriones unguiculatus (Mongolian gerbil), 1530 nucleotides long. RefSeq names its product FA core complex associated protein 24 (gene Faap24). Gene Ontology annotation, biological process: interstrand cross-link repair. The transcript has 4 exons. Gene Ontology annotation, molecular function: chromatin binding. Lineage: Eukaryota; Metazoa; Chordata; Mammalia; Rodentia; Muridae. The coding region runs from base 430 to 1089 and encodes 219 amino acids. The record is from RefSeq and is a predicted model, not a curated record. Gene Ontology annotation, cellular component: Fanconi anaemia nuclear complex.